AUGACAGAGAAGUAUCCAACAGCUGUGGAUGAGUUGACGAAAUUCCGACAACUAAGUCUCGUAAGUCCUAUAUUGCCUCCUACUGAAUCAUCUAAACUUCCAUCAAAAAUGACUGCAUGGUGUUAUUGCAUAGAUAAUCGAACAACAUUUAGAAAAAUAGAUCCUACCAAAUGCCUUUACAACGGGAUGCCAUCUACUUUCCAGCUUCCUACACCUCCUUUACUUAACCUCAUUGCUAUUGACCUCUAUGCUGUUCGACGUGCUGUUUUAUCAUCCAUUAUUGAAUAA
This is a messenger RNA of Ambispora gerdemannii, 288 nucleotides long. Lineage: Eukaryota; Fungi; Glomeromycota; Glomeromycetes; Archaeosporales; Ambisporaceae. The record is from the annotation of a GenBank genome assembly.